UUCAGAACCUGACUGAGAUCUGCAGCUUAAGAGAAGCUGAAGUCCCUAUGGCCUUCCCGCUGGAGGCUAGGAUUCUAGAAAAUGGUUGGGACUUGGUUUUUUCUGCAAUACAAUGGAUACAAUUUGUCAUGGCUACUCUAAGUGUUAUAGGUUCAAGUUCACUUAUUGCCUAUGCUGUUUUCCAGAAUAUACAGAAAUAUCCAGAGAUAAGGCCACUCUUUUAUCUGAGCUUCUCUGACUUGCUUCUUGGAAUUUGUUGGCUCAUAGAGACACUACUCUAUGGAACUUCAGGAGACAAUAAGGAUGUCAUCUGCUAUAACCUGCAAACAGUGGGACAGAUAUUCUACGUUUCUUCAUUUUUCUACACUGUCAAUUAUAUCUGGUAUCUGUACACAGAGCUGAGGAUAAAACACAACCAGAGUGGACAGAGCACAUCUCCACUGGUGAUAGAUUCUACUUGUCGAGUUGGUCAGAUAGCCUUCAUUUUGCCAAGCCUGAUACCUCUACUAUUGAUGACACCUGUAUUCUGUCUGGGCAACGCCAGUGAAUGUUUCCACAACUUCAGCCAGAACCACAGGUGUAUCCUGAUGUACUCACCACCAUCAGCCAUGGCUGAACUCCCAUCUUCUGCCAACACAUCUGUCUGUAGCACACUUUAUUUUUAUGGCAUCAUCAUUUUUCUGGCCAGCUUUCUACUCAGCCUUCUUGCCAUUAUGGUCUUACUCAUCCAGGCCCAGAUGUUAUAUAAGAAGUUUGUGAAAUCAACUGGCUUUCUGGGAAGUGAACAGUGGGCAGUCAUUCACAUUGUGGAGCAGCGCCUGUGUUUCUACCCAGUGGUCUUUUUUUGCUGCUGGAGCCCAGCUUUCAUCCUGAUGAUUAUAAAACUGACCAAGCCACAGGACAUCAAGCUUUAUGUGGCCUUCUAUGUUCUCCAGGGAGUGCACACGCCCUGUAGCAAAAACCUCUCCAAAAAAAAUAAAAAAGAGAUGGGUAUUAAAUAAUAAUAGUAAUAACAACAAUAAAUAAAGCAAGGUCUGCCAGAGAUGUUCUUAUGAAACACCAAAUGUGACAGGAUUCAUGAUUCUUUCCCAUUUAGACUGAGUUGAAUAGGAUAAAUUAGCAAUUCUUGGUUAAUGGGAUGGGAGUAUGUGUAGAAUGAUUUUCUUUUUUCCUCCUUUAACUAGUAUAAGAAGACUUUUGAGCUAUCUAUGUUGAUAGGUCAGUUUUCUCAGGUAUAACCUGGAAAAUGGGGCAAUAAGGAGAAGUAUUAAAGCCACAUUGUUGUGCCUAAGUAUAUACUAAGAAAUAUGAUCAACUUCUAGUCAUCUAUAACAAGAUACAGUGUGAAAAGUAAGUUAAGGAGGAACUAAAAAAUAAAUAAAAUACUUACGCCAUAUCUUAAUGUUUGAGAUAGAGGAAAUAUAAGAAUACGUAUAAAUAAAUGGGAUGGGGAUUAUUUCCUGGAUCUCUGAAAACCCGAAGGAUGGGCACCAUCACCCCCUUCAUCUCCUUCAGGCUCUAACCACAGCAUCUCAGGGUCUGCUCAACUGUGGAAUAUAUGGCUGGACGCAGCACAAGUUCUACCAA
This is a messenger RNA of Tupaia belangeri chinensis (Chinese tree shrew), 1587 nucleotides long. RefSeq names its product transmembrane protein 116 (gene TMEM116). Gene Ontology annotation, cellular component: plasma membrane. NCBI's taxonomy places the organism in Eukaryota, Metazoa, Chordata, Mammalia, Scandentia, Tupaiidae. The transcript has 11 exons. The record is from RefSeq and is a predicted model, not a curated record. Gene Ontology annotation, biological process: adenylate cyclase-activating G protein-coupled receptor signaling pathway. The coding region runs from base 48 to 1001 and encodes 317 amino acids. Gene Ontology annotation, molecular function: G protein-coupled receptor activity.